AUGCCAAUCGUGGAGCUGCGUCGGAACUCGUCGCCGCCCCACCUGACGUCGUCAGUCGCGCAGUCGCUGCCGCGAACUUUUCCUGCGACGACAACGUCGCAGCCUUCUGAAGCCUCGUCGCCGAACGCCAACACUUCGGUACAGUCCAUGAUGACAGUCAAGACGGCGCCGACGUCGCCAAACGCCGCCGUCUGGAGGAAAAUCUCCCAUCCGCCGCUCAGUCGCAACAACGAUCGGCGACAGCUGUCAGUAACAUUUGAUAACGGCUUUGGGGACAUGAAAGUUAGCAAAACAGCGCAAGAAAGAAGCAAAUUCUUGUAUAAAACUGAGUUGAAGCUGAGAAGUUGCCUAUUUCGUGGUACAUGGUAAAUGAGAACUCGUCUGUGAAACAAGCUGUUGAAAACAGUAUUAAGACCUCGAAAACCGGCGACAAAGUUUCUCUCAUAUUUUGAACUGACAUAGGCAAAAUUUAUUUUCAAACUUCCGUAAUUAAAAAAAAAUAUGAAUCCAGAUGAAAAUUCUAGUAAUUUUCAGAAUAUUUCCCGAAAAAUCAUCGACAUUUUCCGUUGUUUUUCGUCAAAAGGGCGAAAAAUAAACGCUGAGGACACUUUUUAAUGAGAUAUCUUAACGCGCGGGUGUCAUUGAGAAUAAUAGGACUGUGUGUAAUUUUCAUUGUAAUAUUUCCAGCGACCUGCAGCUACAACUGAAGAACAUUGGAACGAAGGAUGACUGGGCGACCAUCACCUGCGGCUUCAUGACUGAGGUUUUCCCAAUCCCACUGCUGACAAAUGACUGCGAAAUUCGAGUCUAGCCAUUUGAAUUUUGAGUUUUAAAGUUUGAAGGCUCUAAAGUAAACCUUUGCAUGAAAAAGUGGCAAGAAAUAUUUGGACAAAGCAAUUAUUUUUUCGUUACAUACAAGCUUUUGUUUGUUACAUUUUUUUCUUCUCAAAAAACUUUAAAAAAGUCCAUCAGUUAAAAUUAUAAUCUUUUCAAAAGUCCUUAACGUCGCUUAGGCUCUCAAAAGAGAAGCAUUAUUUAAGGUCCUACGAACCAUUCCCGAAUCUCGAAAAACCUUUUUAAUAAGCGUGAAAAGGGAAUUCGGAAAGUCCCUAGAAACUGAGUUUACUGAAUAAACACUGUGGCAGAGGCAUGACAGUGAAGAUGGAAGGUCGGAACCAAUUUUUGUAGUCUGAAGAAGUUGAACAGAGAAUUAAUGACCUUUGAUUUGAUGUCAUUUUUCCUUAUCGAUCCCAUUUGGCGAACGUCAUUUUUCACCUACAGAACGACCCGUAUUCGCGUACGCGAUUCGCCGGCGACGAGUGCAUCGACGGCUCCGCCUCCUCCUCGACGUCGUCUUCGACGCCAAGCGCCGCGUCGACCAUGCGAACCGUGUCGCCGUCGAUCUACCAGCGACUUCUGCUCCAGUCCGACGACCUCAGCACCUUGAUCCGCUCCAUCAUGGACGAGGCCAAGACCCUCCUCGACGCCGAGACGUGAGCCAACUGAAACUGAAGGCCCCUCUCCAAUCGCGAACCUUUCAGUUGCUCUUUGUUCCUUGUGGACAACGAGAAGAACGAACUCGUGGCCCGAGUCUUCGACCACGGCGGCGACGGCGUCGAGGAACUUCGCGUUCCUUUGGAACACGGCGUCGUGGGUCGCGUCGCCACGACUCGCACCAUGAUGAACGUCCGUGACGCGCAUAGGUAUCCUAUUCAUGCUCUUAUCUUCUCGAAGCCUCUUCACUAUUCAAAAAGAUUUAGUCGUCAAAAAAGACUUCACUCAACAUUUUUCUCAAAAAUAAAUUCUCAAAGUUCAUCAUUCUUUUUGUUUGACGGUAUUUCGCUAUUUGAGCAGUAAAAUUAUGAAAGAUGAAAUAUAUAUAUAUAUAGUAGAACGUUAUCAAUAUCGCAUAGCUGAGACUCUGAGAAGAACCAAAAAAAAUCCAGCUUAGAAAGUUCCCGACCAUCAGUGGAGCGCGGAAAAACUGUGGUUUCCUAUAACAAUCUUUCUUUUGAAAUAUUUUUAUCUUUGCUUUUCUCACCGAAAUUUCUCUACCAAAUUUUAAUGCCACAUAUAUAAUUUUUUGACUGUGUGAAAACGGGAAAGAAUACAAUAAAAAGGGGAAUGAACCAAUUUUAUGGUAUUUUCGGAUGUUCAGAUGCCCGUUUUUCUACUCGCACGUGGACGAGUUGACUGGCUUUCGCACGCACAACAUCCUUUGCUUCCCGAUUGUCGAUAACGCCGGUUAGUUUCCCUCAUAAAAACUCUCCUUUUUUCUCUUGUUGUUCUGUUUUUCUAACGUUUUUAUUUCAUUUGCAAAUGACUUUGUUCUCCCAAAAAUGGGGUUUUUUUUUCGUCGUUUUUAAUUUCGUCGAGCUUUCUGAUUCAUGAGCCUUUGGGAAUCUCGAGUGACGGACGGAAUGUGUGAGCGGAGAGUAAUAGGGUAUGAAAAGAUAGGUAGGGAGGCGAGAGAACGGCGAGUGGGUCGAAUAAGAAAUGAAUGAAUGGCCUGCCUCGCCUGCUUUUUGGUUUUUCGACGUCGAGUUCCCUUUUGGGGGAUCGUAAAAGCCACGAUCUCUCUACAUUUCCUUUAUUUCGACCUGCCUUGUGACUUGGAAAAAGUUUGGCUUGAGAAAUUGCGGUUGAAAUGAAAUUCUGCCAGCUCGAAGUUUUUUAUAAACGGAGUAAUAGUAAAAAGUAUUCUUCAGUUAUUUAUCAAAACUAAUUUUUUUUCGUUCGAUUGAAUUUGGAAAUUAUUAAAGUAGAAACUGUCGUUUUCUAAUAACCAACUUUUUUUUCGUUCGAUUCCUGCCAUCUUUCGAAAUAAGACUAUAAAAGUCGAACGAGUUGAACUUUUUUGUUUGUUCUAAUAUUUGGCUUCAGGAAACAAGUUCUUUCGAUAGAUAAAUAUGCCUUAGAAGCAGACCCUUUCAAAUCCAUUUCAUGUUCUUUUUUAAAGUUUCUAGAAGGAAAUGGCAACAAUCUGAGUUGAAUUAUGUAUAAAUCAGGCCGGAAGAGAUCGAGUUCGCGGUGUACUCAUAAGAAAUGCGAGGCGAAAGAGGCACCCUCGCUCUCCGUUCUUUUUUCUUUUGACUUUCUUCUUCCUGAGAACCGCCUAGACUGUUGUCUAUUUGAUAGAAUUUUGUUUCCAAGAGAUGGAAGUCGGACGAACAAAUGAAAAAUAAUCAUCAUUUUUUCUUCUUCCCUCGAUUAAAACCUACAAUUUUGAAAACUUUUCUUUCGAAAAGCCAAAUUUUCACUGGGAAAUGGCUGGAAAGUUCGCCUGUCGAUAUAUUUUCACCUGCUUGGGCUGCUUUUUUAAUUAAUCAGAAAAGACCGCACUGCGGAGACUUUUUCGUGUCGUUAGAGCCUCCGAAAUGGGGGGCCGCGGCUCUGGCAACCAAGGCUAAUCCCCAUUACAAAUCGUCUCCAGUCUUCUAAGCAAUCGAAUGUUUCUUUUGUCUGCUCUUCCUCUCAAUGCCAACCAAAUACCCAAUUAAAACUCGAAAUCUGGCCUGUCCUUUGCGCAAAAGCCUAUAAAUAUUUAGGUUAAUUAAAAAGUCAGCUGCUAAGAGCCACAUAGGCUGGACAUUUGUAUAAGCUAUUCUCAAUGAAUAUUUAUUUAAUUCGGAAAUUCGAAACAAAGUUUCAUAACAAUAAUACUCUGUUCUUGCUCUAUAGAAAGAAUUUUGCACGCAACUUGAAAAGUCCACGAGAGUUCUAAAUUUUUAUUGGACUUAACUUUUUUUAACAGGAAAAAAAUCAAAAUAUUGACAGCUCUUGAUUAAUCUGUCAUUAAAUUUCUUUUUAAUCGGAUUUGACUCUUAUCUGUUUUUUUCGGAGAAAGGUGAUUGAUGGAGUCAGAGCUUAAGAUUACAUUAUUUUUUCAACACGAAUUUUUGGCCUUCGUUAACAAUAAUUCAUUAUUGUAAAAAAACCUUUUUUUGGUUUUUUUGGUUUUUCCAUAACAAUUCAAUGAAAAGAGUAGACUCUCCAAAAAACAACAAUAUCUGGAAUUUCAAAAUAAAGGUUUUUUUUUUGAAACGCGACUUCAGCCUUUUAUCUUUUAAUGAAACUAUUGAUUUGAGAUUAAAGAGACUCUGUUUCCAAAAAAAAGUCUCCGACCUCCAUUCAAUGGCACUUUGGGGCAUCGAAUCGAUGGCUGCAGCUAUAUCAAUGUUUACGAUAGACGAACACAUCGAAGUGACAGACGAAUCACGUGUAAUCGACGCUUUUUCUGUUCGUUUUCUUCGUUUUUUGUCUUUUUUUCACCCAAACCCUCUUUUUGAAUCAUUUCCAUCAGCCGUUUUUCGGAGGUUUCGUGAGCGGAAUGGCCGAAGAACAUCUGCCACGGCAAAAGCCACGUUUUUUGGUGUUUACGAAGAAAUUUCGCGUCGGGUCGAUCAAGAAAGAAGAGUUCCUUUCUUCUCUUUCCUGGUCUUUUUCUUCUUGUUUUUUCUGAAAUUUUUCGCGUUCAUUAGAUUUUUAAAUACGUAAUAUUUUUCAACAUGAUAAUUUAUUGGAAGAUUACAAUGUUUUUUUGGUCAAAGCUCAAUUUUUCAUGAUCAGUUUGCAACAAAGAUGUAUUUUUUUGUUCAGAAAAAUAUUUUUUUAAAGAUAUGACUUAUUUUUUUAAUUAAAAAAAGAAGUAAAAAGAAAGUUUCUUUCAAUCUUAAAUAAAGAAAAAGGAGACUUUUUGACGGUUUGGCCGAGUCGACCAGCGUCUAGAAGGCAAACUCAAUACAUCAUUUCAUUGAGGUAGUUAUUAUGAGUUUCAGAACGAAGUUAUUAGUAGACAGAGUAAAAAAAAAGAAAAAAAGAUUGAUGCCUUGACAUCAAUAGACGUUGAGAAACAACUGAAAUGACAUCAAUUUUUUCGACGCGGAUGUUAAGUAUCACACUUUCUCCGAAAAAAGUAUAACUGAUGGACCUAUUUUGAGGGGCGUCGUCGGCAAUUAGUUGAGGAGCACUGACAUUUAAAAUAAAAGGGCGGCAAAAUGAGCGGAAAAGCCCUUUCCAUUGAAAACACCCAACUUUUCCUAGAUCUAGUUUGACUAGUUCAUGUACAACCUUUGAAUUUUCAUGUUUUGAAUCUCUUUUUUUAGAAAGUCAAAUGGGAUUUUAUUUUACUGAUAAUUUCUCAGGUCUCUUUCAAUAGGAAACAGACUUUUUCUAUCGUUAAUUGUUUUGCGGAGUUCAAAAAUAGUUACGGCUCAGUUUUUGCAGGUCUAGCGAAGAUGAUAAGAUUGCUGAAAGCGAAAAAAAUGGGUUUUUCUGAAUAUUUCAUAUUUUUUUCUUAUUAUCAUCAGGACGUCUUCUUCUUUUCUUGUAUUUGCUCAUAGGCCAUGACUAAGCUCAGGAAAAAAGUCGAAGCUCGUAUUUCUCUUGAAGGACGACCUAUUUUGAAGAGCCUAAAGGCUCACGAAAUUGGAGUUCGAUAUGGGGCGCGAAAGGUCGAAUUUCACGCGGUUUCUUUUUCCAGUGGAAUCCACGUGGUUUUUCUCGUUUGGAAUGAGCCUUUAAGGCGUCGGCGAAACAAUUUCCUCCGAAGGAUUUGCCCAUUUGUGGCUUUUAUCAAACGACCAAUAAAUCUGUUCUUUUUAAUCAAGAUUUUGUCUGAUCCCUCUUGUUCCUCCACCUUCUGGUCUAAUCUCUGUAUUAUUCUCCUGUUUUUCUGCUUUGUCGUCGUCGACGAAAAAAAAGAUAGGAAAAAAACGAAGAAUUUUGAACGGACGUAAUUUUUCUCCACAAACGGCCUUAUUGGGUGUUCGUAAAGCUGGUUUGCGGCACGAAAUUAUUAUUGGGCGCAGCAAUUUUUCCUUCUUUUUUCCUUAUUUCAUUUUUUUUUUCUAGAUAUUUUUAUUUUUUUGAGGAGGCAUCUUGCUUAUUAUUAGAAUAGACACAUAGUGUAUCAUAACAUUGUGUUGCAUUCAACCUUUCCGUGAUUCAAAGCAACGGGGAUGGCUAGGCGACUUAUCUUCCAAACAGCUUCUCCUAAUAAAACACCAAAUACCCCUAGAAUAUGCAAAAAAAAAUGGUUGUGCCGCCGUUUCUCACGUGAGCCAAUGAUUAUUCUGAUCAAAAAAGACACGCUUCAGCUGUCGCUUGCGUCAAACAAAAUCGAAAAGGCGGCCAUAUGCAGAAAUGUUGAAUUUUUCCAGCUGCUGCUCGGUCUAAGCGCCUAAUUGAAAAUUUAGCAGAUAUCGGUCUUUCAGACGUGUUUUUUCUCAGUUUUUGAAGGUUUUUCACUGGAAAUAGUCAAAAGCCCGUUUUGUAUCCUAAGAAAUAGAAAAGAAAAUUGGCCGCAUCUUGAAGAACGACUAAGGUUUAAACUCACAGCGAGUUUUUUGAAACAUGCGACAAGGAUUUUGAAUUUUCUCUACUUUGUUAUCAAAAAUAAGCUCGAUAAUUGUCAAGCGGGUUAGUAAAAAAAAAAGAAAUAAUGCUCAAAUAAAUUUUUUGAACUGUUCUCUAUCACGAUCAUUGUGCCUUAAUUAAUUUUUGGCAAACUUCUUAUUUUUUUUUCUAUUGGUUUGGUUUCAACUGUUCAGUGCUCGGCUUUCAAACAUCUAGUCCUUCAAAAAGCUGUUUUUUUCGUACUUAUAGCCGCGUUUAAUGAAGCCUCUCAUCUGACUAGUCUGUGAACACAUUUUUUUUUUGAACGGAGUGAACAAAAAAAAGAAGUCGCACGCACCCGGAAUUGUGGCUGUUAUGCUUUUGCCCUGCGCUCUACUUGUGCCUCCUUCGUUCGUUUUUUUUUUGUUUUCUCUUCGCCUCCGUUUUGUGUGCAUGUCGAUUUCCUUGGGCGAUUCUCUCCUGGGGCUCUUCGGACGCUCCCAGCGCUUCAGGGACCUUCUUCUCUCUGCUUUUCCACUUUUAUUUUUUUGCCUCUAUUGUACCUGAGGGAUUUUUCCACUUCUCUGAUUUUUUUUUUGGCGAGAGGAGUUCGGGAAACAUAGGAACAAAUAGAAAAAAAACCAACUAUUGGUCAGUUUCGUUUUUCUGAAGACAUAUAUAUCAAGUUGGUUAUGACUUAAAGGUAGAGACAUGAAAAAAAAAUAUAUGUGAAAAGAAUUUGCAGAAUGUAGUCAUAAUGUGAGAAAAAAUUGCUAGACAGAUUAAUCGCAAUGAUACGGAUGUCGAAAAAAAGGAAAACAUUAAAAAAAAAAUUCGCUUUGUGGUCAAGUUUGUUCACUCAAACUGUUGGACUUUGAGUAUGAUAGUAGUUUAACAGUUUUAUAAAACUUCUUUUUCCAUCUUUUGUUCAUAGUUUGGUGGGAUUUCAUGAACCGCCGUUCCUCUUGAAAAGCAAGAAAUAUCUUUUGCUCCAAAUUUUUAUCUGUUCGAUGUUGAUCAAUUUCUUAUCUUCUCUUCGAUCAUUCGCUUUUCCCUCGAACUCUAAACUUGAUCUUUUUUCGAAUAUUUUUUUAGCGCGACGCAAUAUUAAAGUUUUAAGAUCAGUAUGUUUGGAGAGAGUUACCAAAACUUUUUGCAAUGAAUUUCCAUCGAAUUUCAAAAAUGAAAGUAGAAAACACGGGUCAUGGACGCCAUAACAAUCAGUUGCGGCGUCCUCUCGGGAUUACGCCGUCGUUUGAAUAUUUUUGUAUCCGUUAUGAAGUUCCUCUUUCGCUGAUUCUCAGUACGUUCUCUGUUUUUUUCCCCUUUUUCAUGAUGUUGCAUAGAUGGGUGAGUGUAGAAAUAAUAAGCUUUGAAGACGAAUUGAGCCUCGGUCAUAUUGGUCGAAAAUAAGAAUAAUUUAAAAAAAUAUUCAUAAACUUUUACUCUUCCGAUUUUUUUCGCUAAACAGUUUGACUGUUAAAAAAAGUAUUGCUUUUUUUCGAACUUCUUUGAUUUUCAGAAAACGUCAUAAAUGCUUUGAUUCUUUAAAAUUGUAUCUGACUGAAAGACUUUUUGUUUGAUAACGUUCUGCGAUUGAUCUGCAACAUGAUUCGAUCAUCAUUUCUAAAUAUUAUCUUCCAAAGCGAAUACAAAAAAGAAAAUGAACUCAAAAUAGUCGGGUAUUUACGCAUUAUUUUUUGAUGCGAUAUUGAAAAACAAUGAAUAUUUCAAGAUCCGGUGAGCAUUCAUCGAGUAUUUGGUCCAAAACUUCCCAGUUCAAGUAUUAAUUGUAAUUGGUUUUUUUUCGAGAGAGUUCUGACGUCAUUAUUAGUUAUUAACGGUUGAGGUGUCCCUUUUUAGCCGACGACUCAUUCAAGCAUUCGACGUGUUGAAUCGUUAAUGUUCCUUCCUUGGCCUCGCAAUUCAUUUCGAGCCGUCUCUUUCUUUUCUUCUUGCUUCCCUUUUUUCUUGAUCUUCAUUUUUUCCACUAAAAUUAAUCUUCAUGGAACUCGGAAAAAAAGAAAAAAAAAACUCAUUCAAAGCUUUAUUAGUCUAAGUUUCCCUUUCAACUUGAAUGUUUUUCGGCGAAUAAAUCGGCAUUUUUUACUGCAGCCAUGGAAAUUUCAUUUCUCGGAAGAUUAAUUUGUGAAGAAAUGCCCCGCCCCUUUAUAUUUUAUGUAUAGGUUCAACUUUAGAUUCAUGGCUGUUUUUGUGAAUUUUUUUGUGAAGUCAGGAUGCCGUAUGCAUGAAGACCGUAGAAGAAGAAGGAAAAAGGCUGAAUUCUUUUUUUUUGAAAUUCUUCAAUUCUUUCUGAAUCAUUCAACUCUUUUUUUAAUUAAAAAGAUGCUUGAAACAGUAAUGGGGCCUUUUUUCACUAUCCACAUUUUUUUCUUGAAUUUUUGAACGGUAUGACAUAAAUGAAACAUAUUUUCCCUACAAAAAUUUAUGAAAAAAUACACUUCAGAUUUCUCUCACUUUCAAUAUCAUUGUAAAAAAAAAAAUCAGAUGAUCAGAGUUUUCAACAAUGCGUGCCGUGAGAAAUAUUGAGAAAGUCUUUUUCUUCAAAGAUCUUAAGAAUUUUUUCUCAUUUUCUUUAUUUUUAUUGGAACAAUCUUUAGUUUUUGGAAAAGGUUUGGAAUUUUUUUUCCUCUUUAUCUCGGCAAGUUCUUUAUACUGAAAAAUAAAACGGAAACCGGGUUGAGAACGCGUUUUUAUGAAUUUUUCAAAAAAAAAAAGAUGUUUUUUUUUUCAAUGGAUUAUUUUCCCAAGAUUAUUAAACUGUGUUUUUAACUUGAAUCGUCUGCUUCGAAUUUUUUUGAUCACCUGUAAAAAUUAGAAAAUUCUUUUGAAUGUUUCGGAUCUAUAAAAAAUAUUGAGUCGAAGUCUCCCUCAAGCUUAGGAACUCAUAUCAAAUCUUUGUUCUCCCACCGUUACUAUCCCAUUGAGAUGGACUCUGAGGAAAGGCUGAUUGGUCAGUUGCAGGUACAUUCGUGGGCGUGGCCGAACUGUGCAACAAACGCGGCGCCCGCGCCGGCUUCUCUCGACACGACGAACGUUGCGCCAAAGCGUUCGCCGUCUACUGCGCCACCAGCAUCUCACACGUUCGUCUUUUCUGUUCUUCCUCCCAAAUUCCGGUCACUUCUGACCGGAGAAUGCUCUGAAAGCCUAAGAAUCGACCAGGCGAUCUCGAACGAGAAAAGCUCCAGUUUGAAGCGUUCUGAAACACAUAAACUCUUUGAAUGGGCUCUUUUUUCUCAGAUCUAACUUGAUGAAAACUCUCAGAAACCAUUAUCAAGACUUCAUUUCUUUUGGUAUAAAACUCGUCAUCAGAAGAUAACAAAAAAAAAAAUCUGUUUUGAACUCAGAAAAUAUAUAUUCAACCCAAAGAUUUACUUUUUUUUGUGAACUUCUUCUAUUUGAGCUCGUUUUUUUAUUGCUGUUGAGUCUUCGAAAAAAAAUUUUUGAUUGCAUCUUCGAAUUAAAAUUAAACCAAUGCCUUUAUCAAUCUAGAAAAUCUGUGAUUUUUCAUUCAAAGCGGUUUUUAAGUUACCUGAUUUCUUUUCUAAAAUUUCACUAAGGUUCUCACCUUCUGAUUUUUCAAAGGGCUCUUUUCCAAAUAGAAGCUAUCUUGUUUGAAGUACAAAGGUUUUUUGACUUACGAGAAUCUACUAUGAUUGUUGAUUUUGCGAAUAUCUGAAUGGAAUAUAAGUGCGUUUGUUCAGAUCGCGCAGGAAUGUUGUUUGUGCCAUAAUCGGGGAAAACUCUAUGGUCAAAUGAUCUUUCUCUUUUUUUUUGCAAGUCGAUUUUCAGUGCAAGAAGAUUGUUUUUCAGUGCUUGCUGUACAAGAAAGUGCAAGAAGCGCAUCGGCGGUCGCAUAUGGCGGCUGAGAUGGUCGUCCAGGGAUCAAAGUUCUUGGUUUGUAGUUUUUUCGUCGGCAGUUCGUUUUCCUCGUCGGUUAAGAGAAUGAUGGAAGUUUUGGUCUACUUGCAAUAAGUUUUUGACUCUCAUUCUACUUUUGACUAUUUUCUGCAAAACGCCGUCUGAAAUUAGGCCAUUUUUUAAGGUUCGAAGCAGAAAAAGCAUUGUGAUUCCGGAGCGAAGAUUUUUUUCGUGUUAUUUUGGAGCAUUCAACUUUUCAUUUUCAGGAACUGCAGAAAAUUUUUUUUCUCAAUGAAACUUUUUUCUCUAGUUUCUGCCGUUUACACUUUCAAUAUGCGUUUGUUUUUUUUUUAGAUUCAAGUUCAGAUAUAAGAUAAAUAAUUCAAGAUAAAUGCAAAAGAUUUUAGGCAGCGUGUAAGAUUUGGAAUAUCAUAGAUGUGUUGUUUUUUUGUAAAAAAACUUUUAAAUGAACAAUAUUUCUUUAGAAAGGAAAAAAAAGGAGUUAAAAAUUUAUUUUCGGAAAUUUCUUUCAGUCCGUUCGAUGUGAUCCCAUUUCCGUUAAGCUCGACGAGAGAGAAAAAUAAUCAUUGUGUCAGGCUAUUUUUGGAAGGAGGUCGAACUAGAGACAAACCCUUUUUUGCUAUUUCUACCGACGAACAUCUUCGAAUCAUCAGAAAAAUAAUGAAAAUAAUAAUUUUCAUGCGUGCGGUUUACUUUAUUUUUCAAAGACGUAUGAAAAAUAGUUCAAGGAUCAAUCUGGAGAUUUUUUUGUUUUCUUAACCCUAAUCUACAUGAAGAACUGUUUUUCCGCUCGACCAUUGUCAGCAUAAUUUCAGAGAAUAAGGCUUUCAGGUGGCUGAAGAAGGCGUGAACAAGCUCGAGGCGGAGCCGGUACGCCAUUGGCGUUUCUGGCAUCCAAACUUCAAUGAUUUCUCUUUUUCGCCACGAUCCAUCGGCGAAACUUGUUUCCACCGCGCCGCCAUGACCAUGUUUGACGUGAGAAACUCUUUUCGAAAGAACUUUUUGAAAAUGUUAAUUUCAGGACCUGGGCUUCAAUCAGCGCUUCCGGGUUAACAAAAGGAAACUCGCUCACUUCAUUCUGCGCGUGGCAAAUGGCUAUCGCGACGUCAGUAUUCUCAUUAUCUCUUUUAAACUCGAAAUUUGUUUCUUAUGUAUAAAACUUUUUAAGUUUAUUUACUUUAUUGAGCUGGUUUUUGGGGCUUUGAAAGAUAAAUAAGCAAAAUAAGUUUAACGCAAGAAAAAAUUAAUAAAAAAGCAAUAAUUAAAUUUCUAGUUCGCUUUGAUUUACCAAGAGUGCAGCUUUUUUGAAUGGAUUUUGGUUUCAGCCGUGUCUGUUUGCAACAUGUUUUCCAAAUCCCGUUCUUCCCUGAUCGAUUAUUUUGAACUGUAUGCAGGUGCCGUACCACAACUGGUCCCACGCGUUCGCCGUCGCUCACUUCUGCUGGCUGGUGCUCCGGACGCGCGCCGCCCGGACCCACCUGGAUGAGCUCGAGAGAUUCUCUCUACUCAUCGCCUGUCUUUGCCACGACAUUGACCACCGCGGCACCACCAACAACUUCCAGAUCCAGUCGGUCAGUGGCUCUUUUCUCGAGUUUCGUGACGCGGAGAACCUUCUCAGAACACACCACUUGCCCAGUUGUACAGCAGCGAGGGAAGCGUUCUUGAGCGACACCAUUACGCCCAGACCGUCACUAUUCUUCAGGUUUCGCUUUUGAAACGACUAAAAUCAAAACUCGGAAACUGUUUCAAGUCUGAUUAAUGUAUACUUAAACAUUUAAUUUCUACAGAAGCAACUUUGAAAAAUGAGAUCAAAUCAAAAGAAAGUUUCAAUUAUUUCUUUUUUGUAUAACUGAAAGCUAGAAAAAAGUUGGGGGGUUUUUUUUUUGCAGAGUGCACGUGUCUCAACUUUUUUUACGAACCCACCACAACUCUUUCCGUCUCUCUCGAUGCGUCUUUGUAAAAUCAACGAUUGAAGCAUUAAUUUGGGGACAUCCGUUUGGUUUUUAUAGUUAGAUGGAGGUUUAGUUAUUAAUUUGGCUCACAAGAAGUUGUUUUUGAUGGCCGAUUGAACUUUUUAUGAAACUUUGCUUAAAUGUACUAUAAGACCUCCUCUUUCAAGAAUACAAACUGAACUUCUCGUAAUAGUUCUCGUUUUCGAGGUUUGAUGCUUCAAAGUUUGGACGCUGUAUUGUCGUUAUAAAUCGAGCUGUUUGAUUAACACAGAAUACAAGUAGAUUUCGUGAAUCAGAAAACGGCAUCCAUUGGUUAGCAAAAGUAAUGUAUCUGCAGAUGUCCGACUGCAAUGUCCUGGAACAGUUGACGACUCUGCAGUACAAGUCGGUGCUGAGCCAGAUCCGCGACGUCAUCCUCGCCACGGACAUCGCUGCCCAUCUCAACAAAGCGUCUCGCAUCAGGCAAAUGGUCAAUGGUCCGUGGUCUCGGAGCUGAUCAAGAAGGGAAAUUAGUUGGUUCAGAUGUCGAGGCAACGAAACGUGGCGUGGGCGAAGGUUUUGACCUGAUGUCGUCGGACCAUCAUUACCUGUUCUCGUGCCUCGUGAUGACCGCCUCGGAUCUCUCAGACCAGUCCAAGAACUUCCACAACUCCAAGUCGAUCGCCGAGAACAUCUACUCGGAGUUCUUCGCUCAGGGGGACCUCGAGCUGCAGCUGGGCCAUCAGCCGGCAGAGAUGAUGGACCGACGACGAGCCUACGUUCCACAGAUCCAAGUCGAGUUCAUGGACAAUAUCGGAGUGCCCGUCUUUGAGUAAGUUCUGAAAAUCUCGCUGGAAGUGUUGUUAUAACCAUUUUUGUACAACGUACCUUGAUGCAUCAAGAUCCAAAAAUUCGCAAGGUUAUAGUUUGUGAGGAAAAAAAAGUUUUAGUCAACAGCGCAAAAAAUAGAAAUUUCUGCUUUCUAGAAGAUUCUAAUCAAUUCCGAAUAUGAAUUGCUUUUUGACAAAUUUUCAACCAGCACUGUUCAGCAUGCUGUCGCGACUGGUGCCUGAGGGCGUGCCGACGUACGAGGCGAUUCGCGCCAACCGCAAAUGUUGGCUGGCGAUGCACGAAGAACUUCUGAGCACGGGUCGUAACGGCCGCGGCAACACCGACUACCUCAGGGACGAGGAACUCGAGCGACGCGUCAUCGAACGCGUGUCUCGCGACGAUCCUGUCGCAGCAGCGAUCGCCGCCGGCGUUCAACGACAGCCUUCACAAGCCAACUCGCCGAAGCCCUCGAGAAGUCUGCCGCCGCCGCGACCACAGCUCCCGUCGGCCUUGUCGCCGAGAAGCGCCAGGACGUCGCCUCGAGCCAAUGUUCGUGUUUAAUUUGCAACUGGUCUCAAUGUUUUGGUCGAUGUAAUUGACUGAAGUCUUCCGAUGAUUAAUUUUCGUUUUUUUCAGUCCAACCAGCCGGUUCUGCCAACUUCAUCCAAUUCUCUUAAUAAUCCAAUGGUGAUCCGUCGGUGA
Caenorhabditis auriculariae is the source of this 13703-nucleotide messenger RNA. The record is from the annotation of a GenBank genome assembly. NCBI's taxonomy places the organism in Eukaryota, Metazoa, Nematoda, Chromadorea, Rhabditida, Rhabditidae.